CCGCGCUCCUCCCCCUGCCGGUCCCGGCGAGAGAGGCCUGCGCUGAGGCCGUGCUGUACCGCGCCGGCCGGCCGGCGGUAGCGGCAGGGAGGCAGCGGCGGGCCGGGGCCCGGCCCGGGGCGCUAGUCAGGAUGCCGGGCGGGCGGGUGUGCGCCGCUUGCGGCUGCUCGGAGAUCGAGGUGGACGCGGCGCGCGGGGACGCGGUGUGCACGGGCUGCGGCUCGGUGCUGGAGGACAACAUCAUCGUCUCCGAGGUGCAGUUCGUGGAGAACAGCGGCGGCGGCUCCUCCGCCGUGGGGCAGUUUGUGUCGCUGGAUGGUGCAGGCAAAACACCAACUUUAGGAGGAGGAUUCCAUGCCAACCUGGGAAAGGAGUCACGAGCGCAAACUCUACAGAAUGGGAAACGUCAGAUUCACCACUUGGGAAACCAGCUUCAACUCAAUCAACAUUGUCUGGAUACUGCCUUUAAUUUUUUCAAGAUGGCUGUGAGCAAACACCUCACCCGGGGGAGAAAGAUGACCCACGUAAUUGCUGCAUGCCUCUACCUGGUGUGUAGGACAGAAGGAACUCCUCACAUGUUACUUGAUCUCAGUGACCUUCUUCAGGUGAAUGUCUAUGUGCUGGGAAAAACUUUCCUUCUGUUGGCCAGAGAACUCUGCAUAAAUGCUCCAGCCAUAGAUCCAUGUUUAUAUAUUCCUCGUUUUGCACACAUGCUUGAGUUUGGGGAUAAGAACCACGAGGUGUCCAUGACGGCUCUCAGGCUGUUGCAGAGAAUGAAGCGGGACUGGAUGCACACCGGCCGCCGGCCGUCUGGGCUCUGCGGAGCAGCUCUGCUAGUGGCAGCAAGAAUGCAUGAUUUCCGACGUACUGUUAAAGAGGUCAUCAGGGUGGUCAAGGUUUGUGAGUCUACAUUAAGGAAAAGGUUGACAGAGUUCGAAGAUACACCAACAAGUCAGCUAACCAUAGAUGAGUUCAUGAAGAUUGACUUGGAAGAAGAAUGUGAUCCUCCUUCGUUUACAGCUGGUCAAAAAAAAUUGAAGAUACAGCAGCUUGAGAAGGCAUUAUCAAAAAAGCUGGAGGAUUUUGAAGGUGAAAUAUCGAGCUAUCAAGAUGAAAUAGAGAUUGAAUUAGAAAACAGUAGACCAAAAGCAAAAGGCGUCUUUGCAAAUUUCACUAAAGAUGAUUCUAUAGAAGAUAAUACCUCUAGCAUAUUUGGAGAGGAGGAGGCAGAAGAUGAGGAACUGGAAGCAGCUGCUAAUCACUUAAACAAGGACUUUUAUAAUGAACUUCAUGAGAAGGAUAGAGGGAAAAAAAAUGAAGAUGAGGAAUACAAAAAUGGAAAGGAAGCUCUUGUAAGACCACCCGCAUUGGAAUCCUUGCUUGGCCCACUCCCCACUGCAGCUAGUCUUGGCAUAACAGAGUCCAUAAAAGAGUGCAUAUCCACUAAGGACCGAGAGCCUGAGAACACAGGGGAUGGUGAAUUAGAUCUGAGUGGGAUUGACGACAGUGAGAUAGAUCGGUAUAUACUUAACGAAACAGAAGCUCAGAUAAAAGCAGAGCUGUGGAUGAAAGAAAAUGCAGAUUAUUUGAAGGAACAGAAAGAAAAGGAAGCAAGAAUAGCAAAAGAGAAAGAACUUGGGAUUUAUAAGGAACACAAGCCAAAGAAAUCUGCAAAGAAGCGGGAGCCAAUUCAAGCCAGCACAGCAGGAGAGGCAAUUGAAAAGAUGUUAGAACAGAAGAAAAUCUCAAGUAAAAUUAAUUAUAAUGUGCUAAGGGACCUGAACAGCAAAGGAAGUAACACACCAAAGAAAGAGGAUGACAGCACUGAUGACAGCACCAACACCAAGAAGCUGUCAAGAAGAAAAUCUAUUGCCAGUAGGAAUAUAGCCAACCCUGUAAACAGUGUGGGAAAAAGGUUAAGACCCUUGAUUUCAACACAGCUUGCUAAGAAGGCUCACACUGAAGAGAUGACCUUUCCCAGUGCACAAGCAGAAGCCCCUGACUUAGAAAAACCAGCAGCUGUGCUAGUGGAAAGUGGCCCAGUAGCUUACAACCCUGAGGAAGAGGUAGAAGAGGAAGAAAUAGAAGAAGAUGAUGAUCACUGCAUGAGUGCCUUGCAGUUAAUGGGAGGGAACGAUUAUGGCUGCGAUAUGGAUGAUGAUGAUGGCUAUUAGUUCCAUUUACUUCCAAAGGACAGGGACUGUGUCUUGUUCCCAGCAAUCUUUGGUCUUCAAACUGUAUGAAUAGUGAAAGAAGCUGUCUAUGGUCAGCAAGUGUAAUCAAGCAAUCUUUACUUUUGCAAACCUAAUUUUAGUUUGGCUUUUACUCUGGUCAGUUUACAUUGACCCAUAACCCAGCAAUAAAGUUUGGGUUUGUACUUGAAUAUAUUUUUUUUUCGGUGGAUCAUAGUUUGAGGAUGAAAUUAACGAGAGUAAUGUCUCCAGAGAACAAAAGAAAAGAGACAAAAUAGAUUGUGUAUAAAGCAUGUGUGGCUGAAAGCAGCACAUCUCUUAUUUAUGUGACUCUGCUCUUAGGCCUGCUGUUGAAAGGGAGCAGACUGAAGGACAGAUAGGAGGACAGGUAAAAAAUGAGAAGUGUGCCUGUUGGUUAUUUGAGUACAGUAGCAUUUAUUGUCUCAUAAUGCUACAAGCAAAAGAAAGGAAACAUUUCUAACCUGUAUUGUAAACAUGACUCUGCUGUUGUAUACGAGCUCAUUACCUAAGCCUAUCAAAAAGUAAUGACAGGUUGUAUAUUUGCAGGGCAGUAUUGGUUUCUCUGAAAUGAAGUAAAUACUCCUUUAUAUUAAUCGAUUCCUAGAUUUCUUAAAAGAUGUGACAAUAGAAGGCAGUGUUGGCAGCGAAGCAUCAUCUUCCACUGUGAGUCUGGUGUGGUUUAUGUGGAAGGAGGGGGAAGGCCUGGGUGAGGCAAGGAGCGCGGAGAGCUGGCAGGUGACAGUGCUGUGCGCACGCGCCUGUGCUGGGCAUCCCUAGGGACAGCCAGGUCCUGCUGCGCCUGCUGUUGCUGCAGGAGUCACUCUGGCUGUCUUUAUGGCGCUGCUCUUGUCCAGCCGAGCUAGGGUGAAGGUCUGCUCCCAAGAGCUGCCUGUCUCUCAAACCAGUUGAAAGAAAGAGAAAGCUGAGCUUUUUAAUAAAUAAACUAGCAUCUGCUUUGGCUGAAUUUAAUUUAAUGUAAUUUAUUUAACUUUCUAUGGGUAAAUUAAAGGUCACCAUGCAGCAGUCUGGCUUUCACGGCUCAAAUCCCACCCGUGAACAGUUGCUGCAAUGUGGAUGAUGCUGAAGCUCCAGCCCUGGGUGCCGCAAAAUGUCAACAGGUGGGUCCUUCUCUUCCAGAUACAUCGGCUCUUGCAAGGAGAGUGGGGGUCAGGGAAGGAGCCCCUAUUGCCCGAUCCCGCCCUGUUGCCUCUGACCUGCCUCUCCCUGGCACUGCUGGGGCCAGGGCUCUCGGCUCUGGGAAAUGCACUGCCCGCUGGGUCACACUCUUGAUGAGUGCAGCUGCGGGACCCAAGCUGUUUUCAUCUCUCUCCCUCGUCUAGUGAUAGUCAUGAAAACUGUAGCGCUGCAGGCUUGUCUUACACCAGGGCAGGAUGGAUCCCUGCCUUACCAGCGUGGUUUCUGUUAAGCUGUCUCUCCUGGUCAGCUCGUCCUUCCCACCCUCUUUGAGGAGCGCUCAUCGCUAACGCACCAUCCAUACUCCUGCUGCGGAGGGUGGAGCGUGGCAGAAGCUUUAGGAAGCUCCCUAGCUCCUGCCAGCCAGGGUGACAAUGAUGCCAAUACCUGUGGUUGUCACCAAAGAGGGGAAGGGCCAUGUGGCCUUCCAUACUUCUGUCCCUCUCAGUAGCAUGCAUAAGAGGGAUCAUGUAUGUAGAGCAAGAGGGAGUGCUUUUUUUUAGAGCAGCCUUGAUAUUAUUUGGCUGAUAAAUGUAGUCUGUUGGGUAUUUUUGAGCCCUGUGUAGGCAUAUUUCUGCAAUGACUUCUUAAAAGCAGAACUUGGUAACAAAAAUGGUGUAGUGAGGCUAAUGGGAAGAAGACCUCUUCUGAACCAGUUUCCAGUUACUUAGUUUGCAGCACUUCAGUGGAGAGAAGAGAUUCCAUAUAAUUCUUAGGGAAAAAGCUGGCAUUUUCACCAAAAAACUGUAGAUUUUUUUCUGAUACUUCAUAAAUACUGCACAGAAAAAUGAUAUUGAGGAGAUAAACCUUUCUACCUCUCUUUUAUCUACACCAUAAUUAAAAAUCAUACUAUAAGUAGACAGCUUUUUAAAAAGUAGUUUGUUUUAUCAGAGUUCAUGCUCUGCAAGUCUUUGAGACAGUUGAGUUUGAUCAUUUGGGUUCAAAUUAGCCAAUAGCGCUACUACAAAUACCCAUACUCACAGUGUAUUCUCAAAACUCGGGUUUUAUUCCAAGGUACACAUUAUUCUCUAUGCAGGAGAAAAACAUGCAUAAAUAAACACGCAUAUGACGCAUGUAGGUCGAGUGCUUUUCUCAAAUGCAAGAUGUUGGCUCUUAAAGAAACCGCUAAAAUGAAUUCUUUAUUAUCAAGGGUCUUUCCUCCCGUCUUGGUUUGUUCCCCCAAAGCUUACUAAACCUUGCUGCCAAUGUAGUAGUGAUGUUAUGUGCGGGAGCUGAGUCUGCCCAGAUAACUGCUGCUAGUAAAUUUGGAUUUCAAUAGCACAUUGCAUUUCUGAGAACAUCAUUUCCUGCACUGGAAGCAGGACUGCAGUUUUUGAAUGCUUUUGUAUGAUUUGAUUAGGAAAGGCUAUCUCGUAGUCUGCGAGAAGGGCAUUUGGAGAGCAGAAGAAAAAAAAAGAUCUACAAUUCCAUAGCAUCUCAGUAUUUCUGGUGAAGUUAAUGGCAUGGUUUCCAUACAGGAAUCCUAAAGGAAAAGCGAUGGUAUUGGAUAGGCAGACUUCACUCUGAGCAUUGUAAGGCUUCUUAAGGUAUAGUGAUUAUGUACAUUUUUAAUUUAUUGGUGACUUACUGGGAUUUUUAUAAUGUUCAUUCCUUCUUGAUUUAACUGAGCUCAGGAAAUAUAAACAGAUUAGAACAUGCUAGUUUCUGUUUUUAUAGCCAGUCAUUAAAAUGUAAAAAGAUUAACACUGCAUUAACUCUGUUUACUACUGUUGAUGUAUCUGGACAAUUUUGUUGUAUAUAAGUAAGCCUAAAUUCACUUGGAGUAAUUUGGACCCUGCUUUUCUCAGGAUUCUGAUUAUAAUGAAGAGAGCUUAUAAGGCUUCAACAUUUGUUGUUCUUAGAUCUUAUUUGAACCCACACAAGCUAUAUAUCAUCGGUUUUGUUGCAUAAAGUAUGUCUCUUGCUGCAAGUCACUUUGCUUGACAGGCAAAACCCUCCAGCUGUUGUAUCCAGCUUGUCUGCCAUGCAGCCUUUUAACACUCUUGUACUGUGGAGUAAAAAAUGAAAGAAAUAAGGAAAAUAAUGAGAUUCUUCACUGUGGUGAGUGCUUUUUCAGUGUCUUAAUCAUCUGUGACAUUUCUUUAAAAUCUCUGUGUUCAGUACAGCAACUUUUAGAUGGUGCCAGACAGCCUUGUCUUGAGGGUUAAACACGAUUGUCGAAAAAGUUCUUGCCAUCCUGAUGGUUUGUUUGUAUUCUUUGGAUUGCAUUGAAACUCCAGUCACAGAUGUGUAUGGUUAAUGUGUAGUUUUGCCUAAUAAAUGUUCUGUUUCUUA
Molecule: messenger RNA, 5702 nt
Organism: Falco peregrinus (peregrine falcon)
Lineage: Eukaryota; Metazoa; Chordata; Aves; Falconiformes; Falconidae
Gene: BRF1
Product: BRF1 RNA polymerase III transcription initiation factor subunit
Exons: 18
Coding region: 132-2174 (680 amino acids)
Biological process (GO): transcription by RNA polymerase III; transcription preinitiation complex assembly; DNA-templated transcription initiation
Cellular component (GO): transcription factor TFIIIB complex; nucleus; transcription preinitiation complex
Molecular function (GO): TBP-class protein binding; RNA polymerase III general transcription initiation factor activity; RNA polymerase III type 3 promoter sequence-specific DNA binding
Source: RefSeq, a predicted model, not a curated record